Molecule: messenger RNA, 1199 nt
Organism: Neopelma chrysocephalum (saffron-crested tyrant-manakin)
Lineage: Eukaryota; Metazoa; Chordata; Aves; Passeriformes; Pipridae
Product: E3 ubiquitin-protein ligase Topors-like
Exons: 1
Coding region: 121-1143 (340 amino acids)
Biological process (GO): protein monoubiquitination; protein polyubiquitination
Molecular function (GO): ubiquitin protein ligase activity
Source: RefSeq, a predicted model, not a curated record
GCUAAUGUUUGGGCACCAGCAGAGCUGGUCUAGCUCAAGCCUGGACUUCAGCUGAGCGUGCCUGCACAUGGGAGCAACUCCUGAUCCUCAGCUCUCCCCCACCUGCUACAGCAAGUAGACAUGGCCACAGGGACAAACUGGAGCUGCCCCAUCUGUCACAACACUCGGAAUGAUGUGGCUUCUGCUCUGCCUUGCCAUGACCAAUUCUGCCUGAGCUGCAUCCUGCGGUGGGCAAAAACAAAUCCAGGGUGCCCACUCUGCAGCAGACCUAUAGAGAUUGUCAGAUUUUCUGAGCGGAGUGAACGGGACUAUCUACAGUUUGCCAUCACAGCUCCAGAAGAGACAAGAGAGAACAGUAGCCAGGCAGGGAGUGCUCCUUUCCACCUCGCUGAAAACAGGUCCGAUGACCCCAUGGUGUCCCCUCUGUCUUCUCCAGAGGGGACAUUGUCCCCAUCUGAGCAGAGGUCUGCAGGGCCAGAGUUCAUGGGUGGCCUUCUGCCUGAGGUCUGGGCAGAACUUUUCCAAAGGCAACAGCAACUGCUGGACCCUGUGCUGCCCUGGUUACGCCAGAGGUUGGCAGCAGUCUAUCAGGACCAGUGGUGGCGAGCAGAGGCUGCAGAGGGCUCCAUCCUGCAUGGCCUCUGUGUCUGCGGUCCAGAUGCAGAGGUCUUGGUUGAGGUGCUGGAACCUCUCCUCAAUGGGCACACAGCAUCGCUUGUCCAUGGCAUCAUUGAUGUCAUUUCAAGGCAGUGCAGUGAGGAGGCCCAGAGGCUACUGUGCUUCUAUCAUGCUAGCAUCAUCUCCAGCAACUCCAGCUGCACUAGCUCCCGGGAGGUGACUCUGGCCAGUGGCCCCACAGGCUCUGACGUGGAGGAGGAAGCUGGUACAUCAGAGACCAGCCUUCAAGGGAGUCCCAGCUGCCCCCCAUCUAUGUCCAUGUUCUCAGAGCAGGACCAGCCCCAGGAGGAGCCAGGGCAGGUGGUGGUGGUGCCAGGUCCAUCUAGUCAGGGCUUCAGCCCCUCUGCUCCUGGCCAGGGCAGGAGACAUUCACCUAGAAAGCCCCGGCGUGGCCGAAAGAGGAGAGCCUCCGGCCUCCGGAAUUCUUCCCAGCCCACCAAGAGGCCACCCCGGCAGCGGCACUAACAGGGCUCCAGGAACUCUUCAGCCAAGGAAAAAGAAAUAAAUUGCUAUUUCCCUGA